UCAAACAAACUCCAAGAAAAUACAAAUAAAAAAUAGAAAAUGAAAUAAGUUUUGACUCUGUCUCUUUGCCAAAGGAGUUUCCUUCUCCUUUCUUCCUCUGAAUUUCAAAACGCAAUCUUCUUCACCUUUUUCCUCUCCUUUCUCAUUUCAAAUUGACCUUGUUUCUUCGCCCAGAUCCCAAUUUCAAACCUCAAAAUCUCAAACCAAUCCAUCACCGAUCCAAUGUCACCUUGAAUCGCGUGCCCUCAUCCUCGUUGCUUUCGAAGAGAAAGAGGGGCUGCCAUGGGUUCCAAGAUGGAAGGAACGUCUUCCCCUGUAAUCCGACGUGACCCAUAUGAGGUUUUGUCUGUCUCAAGGGACUCAACAGAUCAGGAAAUCAAAACCGCUUACAGAAAGCUUGCUCUCAAGUAUCAUCCUGACAAGAAUGUGAACAAUCCUGAAGCUUCAGAGCUUUUUAAAGAGGUUGCAUAUUCUUAUAGUAUCUUGUCUGACCCAGAGAAGAGGAGGCAGUAUGACAGUGCAGGAUUUGAGGCACUUGAUGCUGAUGGCAUGGACAUGGAAAUUGAUUUAUCGAAUCUCGGGACUGUGAACACUAUGUUUGCAGCUUUAUUCAGCAAGCUGGGUGUCCCUAUCAAGACUACCAUUUCAGCUAAUGUUCUUGAAGAAGCUCUAAAUGGCACAGUUACAGUCAGACCCCUUCCAAUUGGGACAUCCGUCAGUGGAAAGGUAGAGAAGCAAUGUGCUCAUUUUUUUGGUGUGACAAUUAAUGAGCAGCAAGCUGAGUCAGGGAUUGUAGUAAGAGUUACUUCAACUGCACAAAGCAAAUUCAAGUUGCUCUACUUUGAACAAGAUGCAAACGGUGGCUAUGGUCUGGCAUUGCAGGAAGAUAGUGAAAAGACUGGCAAGGCGACAUCUGCAGGAAUGUAUUUCUUACAUUUUCAAGUUUACAGAAUGGAUUCAACUGUGAAUGCGUUAGCAAUGGCCAAAGAUCCUGAAGGGGCAUUCUUUAAAAGGUUGGAAGGUCUUCAACCUUGUGAAGUCUCGGAACUCAAGCCUGGCACUCAUAUAUUUGCUGUUUAUGGGGAUAACUUCUUUAAGACUGCUAGCUAUACAAUCGAGGCUGUGUGUGCGAAAUCCUAUGAAGAUACCACACAAAAACUUCAGGACAUUGAGGCUCAAAUUUUAAGAAAGAGGAAUGAGCUACGCCAAUUUGAAUCAGAAUAUAGAAAGGCAUUAGCACGGUAUCAGGAAGUGACAGACAGAUACACAAAAGAGAAACAGGCUGUAGAUGAGCUUCUGAAACAAAGGGACGGUAUCCAUUCUUCCUUCACCAUUGUCAAGCCAACCAAUAUCAGUGGAAGUGGUAGUAAUUUAAGCAAUGGAAGUUCUAGCAAAAUUUCUGGUGAAGAUUCCAAAGGUGAGAGCCCUGGGGAAGAAGGAGGGUCAGAUGGCAAGGAUAAAUCAGGCAAAAAGAAAUGGUUUAACCUGAACCUCAAGAGUUCUGAUAAAAGGUUGAUUUAAAAUGCACUUGAUUUUGCUUGUCUCUUUCAUCAAUCUUCUUGAGUAUCAGUCAUGGCAUCAAUCAAACUCUUAUAGCAAGUUGUGAACUGGUUGGUUAAGCUGUUAGUUGGUAUUGUGGUGCAUUCAAAGGCAUAUGAUAUUUGUCUCUUACUGUUUCCAAUAUUUUUGGCGUCCAAUGAGACUCACACCAUCCAAUUCCCUUGUAGCAUCCUGAACAUAUUUUUUUGAUUUUUUAUUAUAUUGUAAUGAUAUAAAUUCAUUUUUGUAACAGUUAUUUUCUUCA
Lotus japonicus is the source of this 1804-nucleotide messenger RNA. RefSeq names its product chaperone protein dnaJ 15. NCBI's taxonomy places the organism in Eukaryota, Viridiplantae, Streptophyta, Magnoliopsida, Fabales, Fabaceae. The coding region runs from base 283 to 1521 and encodes 412 amino acids. The transcript has 11 exons. The record is from RefSeq and is a predicted model, not a curated record.